Molecule: messenger RNA, 631 nt
Organism: Heterotrigona itama
Lineage: Eukaryota; Metazoa; Arthropoda; Insecta; Hymenoptera; Apidae
Source: the annotation of a GenBank genome assembly
AUGCCGGUUCCUAAUAUGAAAGAUUAUUGCACUAAAGAGCAUGUUGGGAACAUACCAUUUUUUAGAGAUGUAUUUCGAAGGGAAAGAUUUCUUCAAAUAUUUUGGAUGUUACAUUUGAAUGAAAAUGUUUCCAGAAAUCCAAAUGUAACGACGAGAAUCCAAAAAGUGAGCAAUUUUAUCGAUUAUAUUGAUGAUAUUUUACAGGAAUACAAUUAGCGCAGGAUUAAAACUAAGGUGCUAUUUAACUGGUACCAUUCAAACAAACAGAAAACAUAUUCCAGAUGUGAUUAAAAAACCAGCUGUAACAAAAAAUAAUAAUGUUGCUGCCUAUCGAUCAGGUGAUAUUUUAUUAUUAGCGUGGAAGGAUAAGAGAAUAGUUAUUACAUUAAGCAGUUACGAUACCUCAAGUAUGGAAACUAUACAAAGAAAAUUAAAAGGAGGUAACACCGUCACCAUUAGCAAGCCAAAAGUUAUUAUAAAUUAUAAUUUAAAUAUGGGAGGUGUCGAUAAGGCUGACCAAUAUGUAUGUGCAAUCAAUAGUUACAUCUUAUAUAAGGUGUCAGCUAGAAAACAAGAUGCCUAUGUCACAUUUUAUGUUUGUCUGGAAAUUGGUGGAAGAACUUGUAGGUGA